Messenger RNA from Monoraphidium neglectum, 180 nucleotides. RefSeq lists its product as hypothetical. Gene Ontology annotation, molecular function: methyltransferase activity. Lineage: Eukaryota; Viridiplantae; Chlorophyta; Chlorophyceae; Sphaeropleales; Selenastraceae. The transcript is spliced from 2 exons. Bases 1 to 180 code for a protein of 59 amino acids. The record is from RefSeq and is a predicted model, not a curated record.
AUGCCGGCGCUGCUGGAGCCGCGUCUGAUGGCAGACGUGCAGAUGCUGGCGCUGUUUGGCGGCGGCAAGGAGCGGAGUGAGCGGCAGUUCUCCACACUGCUGGCUGCGGCCGGCUUCCGACUCGAGCGGAUGGUCGCCACGGCUGGGCCUCUGGUGGUGAUCGAGGCCGCGCCCGUGUAA